AUGCAUUUCUUCCUGCUGGUGCUGCACCCCGGGAGUCACCCGGGCUCGAGGCGAUCAGCGCCCCUGCGGCUGCGGCAGCCGCCCGUUUGCCCAGUGCUACGCCGACCUCCUCGCCGUGUGUUUCGUCGGUGCUGCUGCCGCCACGCGUGUUGCCUGCGCAACCCGCCCAAGAUCGUCCCGACGCUGCUGCUGCAGCUUCUCCCGCUCUCGGCCAGGAUCAUGUUCUACGUCUUCUUGCUCGUGCUGUACCCCUGGAGCUCCCGCCGUGCUCGAUACGGAGCGUGGCGCUCGGGCGGCGUAUCUUGGUGCCUCCAGCUACCUGGCUGCUCGCCGCGUGCCGGCGCCGCCGCUUGGCGCUCCUCCCGCUGUGGCGCCGGCCGUGGCCUUGCGCGCCUAGCCGCCGCCGCCGCUGUACGAUGUGAGCAGAUACGUCGUCGGCACACCGUGCGGGCAACUUGGUGA
Prorocentrum cordatum is the source of this 462-nucleotide messenger RNA. The record is from the annotation of a GenBank genome assembly. Lineage: Eukaryota; Dinophyceae; Prorocentrales; Prorocentraceae.